AUGUUGCCUGCUUACGGGCUCCGCAUUCUUCAUCCCAAGAGAGAGGGAGAUAUUGUUACUCUAUCGGUGCCAAAAUCUGAAUACCAAAAAAAACUUGAUGAGUUUCAGUUCGCUCUGAUCGGAAGGCUUAUCCAACGUAAAGGCGACAGGCCGCGUGCGUUUUCGGAUCUCACCCAAGAGCUUCAGACUAUUUGGCAAUGCUUUGACUGCCAAUUUGUGCCCAUGGCUAAGGGCUUCUUUGUCGUCAAAUUUCCUACGUUAGAAGAGAAAAAGAAAGUGAAGGCGAAUUCCUCUAUACAAUUGUCGGCUGGUCACGUCCGUUUCCGUGAGUGGACUCGAUAUUUUGAUCCGUAUAAGGAAGUGUCGUCUCUAGCCCAAAUUUGGGUCCGGGUGUACUAUCUUCCUGUUGAAUUAUGGACUCCGGUGAUCAUUGCGGGUAUUGGUCGUGCACUUGGACAUCCAUUACGUAUUGAUAAUGCUUCGGCUAUUGGCCAUGUUGGGCACUUUGCGAGGAUCCUGGUUGAGAUUGACAUGGCUUUACCUAUUCUUAAUUCUAUGUACGUCGAUGACGGUGAUAAUUCGUUCUAUAUUGAGUUUAGCUUUGAAUCUAUGCCUCUGUUUUGUUCGCGAUGUAAACUUACAGGCCACUCAACGGACAAAUGCCGGAAACUCGUGAAAGAUAAGGAUAAGCAGAAGAUCGUGGAGGGUUCUAAAGAGCAGGACAUGCAAAAUGCUGUGACUACCGUUACUAAGGGGGAUUUUUUGAAGCCUGCUUGGCAGCCUAAAGAUUAUUCUCAUGAAACCAUUUUGGAGAAAACGUCUGGGCCUAUCACGGUGCCGGUGAAAGAGAGUGAUCUGCCUCUCAUUGGUAAUCAUUUUCAGCUACUUGAAAAGGAUGAAGAGGUGGACGAAACUAUUAUUGCGGAUUCAGAUUUUAUCGUUAGGAAAAAGGAUGAGGGAGUGGGCUAG
Messenger RNA from Salvia miltiorrhiza (redroot sage), 969 nucleotides. RefSeq lists its product as uncharacterized. The coding region runs from base 1 to 969 and encodes 322 amino acids. Lineage: Eukaryota; Viridiplantae; Streptophyta; Magnoliopsida; Lamiales; Lamiaceae. The record is from RefSeq and is a predicted model, not a curated record. The transcript has a single exon.